This is a messenger RNA of Haplochromis burtoni (Burton's mouthbrooder), 7123 nucleotides long. RefSeq names its product SH3 and cysteine-rich domain-containing protein 2. Gene Ontology annotation, biological process: skeletal muscle contraction; positive regulation of protein localization to plasma membrane; positive regulation of voltage-gated calcium channel activity. Lineage: Eukaryota; Metazoa; Chordata; Actinopteri; Cichliformes; Cichlidae. Bases 2914 to 4167 code for a protein of 417 amino acids. Gene Ontology annotation, cellular component: extrinsic component of cytoplasmic side of plasma membrane. Gene Ontology annotation, molecular function: protein binding. The transcript has 11 exons. The record is from RefSeq and is a predicted model, not a curated record.
AGGAUCCAGUUCUGAAUCAAUUAUUCAAUAAGUAAUUGACUUGCUUCAGUUAGGAAAAAACUGUUUAAACUAGAAGCCCCAGACUGGAAUAUAUAAUUAUUAUUAAUAUAAUUUUUUUUUAAUUCUUUUUUUUUUUUUUUAGCUACGUGUCAAAUGGAAAUAAAUGUGGCUGUCGUAAAGGAAAAAUACAGGUGGUAUUGAUUUCAAUCAUAAUGGAAAACAAAAACCCUGAAACUGAAAUAAAAUGAAUCCUCCUCUGAUUUUUAAAUAUCUACCAAUACCCCUGCACUCCUAACAUGACGUGCCCUAAAGUCUCUUCCAAACAUGGAAAAGCCUUACAGCAAAAAGCAAACAUUUGAAAUAUGAACAAUACUUUUUCGUGUUUAGCAUAGCAUUAAUGCAUGUCUAAAUUUAUUUCUUGAUUUCCUGUAAUGUUAGUGUGACUAGAGAUGAAUCCAAAGACAUAAGUUCUUCCUGUAUGCCUUAAUUAAUUUGUCAGGUAUUCAUAUAUACAUGUAACUCCUCAGGCUGUCUACAUGUCUACAAUAACAUUUCUACAAUAUAUUUAAAAAAAAAAACAGUUAUCUGAAGACUCAGGUCAGGCUACCAGAGCCUUAAAGUCAGUGACAGACUUUAAAAAGGUCUGAUUGUAUCCUUUAUUCUAGAUCGAGCUUAUUAUAAAAGUAUUUUAAUCACAAAUGCAGAUAAGCAGUUGGGUAUAGUGAAAAACAUUGUCACAUUGGUGACUGUGGGUUCAAAUGUGAGCUCACAACAUACUGCAUGCAAAGUCAUGCAGCUAUGUUUGUUUGUACUUACAUUCAGAUGUCUGAGGUGGAGGAGCAGAUGAACAAUCUGUAUCAAUUUAAUGCGAUGGAAAGAGCUGCAGCCCUGGUCCUGUAGCUGCACCAUGACGACCGCUGUCAGGACUGGGAUCUGUCCUCCGCCGCAUGGGACUCAUUUUGUUCCUCUCAUCCUCCCAUUGUUUCCUCAUGUGUCUAAAUCAGUAAGAGAUCAAAUGUGUUUUCACUCCGUUUUAAUGUUCAUUUUUAGCCGGGGCGUGUUCUGGCACCUGGGGUAUCACAUGGAGGAUGAAAGGUGAGUAGCUUUGAGGGGAAAAUUGAAAUGAGUGUGUGCGUUUCCCUCAUUCAGCUCUCUCAGCUGUUCUGAGUUCAAACAUUGUUGGAUCAGAUCACAGCUCAUAGCACAACACUGCACCGAGAUAUUUAACUUAAGUUUAUUUUUAACAGCAGACACUGCUAUACACUAGAAAACUGAAUGCUUUUUUGUUUUGGGUUUCUCUUUUUUUUUUAAAACUUCCAGCAGUCACUCUGUUGUGUGCUGUUCUCUGGCUCUGAGUGAAGCAAUAAUGAAUGUGAUAACAGAGGCUUCCUCUCGUAGCCUUUCUUCUUCCUCCAUUCUCUAGCACACCCCCGCCCAAAGACUUUCUGACAGGAAACUUUGAUGUCAGCCUUUGGAGAAAAAACGCUUUGCAGACAGAAGAAGAAGGAAAAAAAACUUGAAUCAAAUUUAGAAGUCCUUCUCCAUGCCACUCUGUUAAUAUUAGCAUUGAACUCCUUUUGAAAUGCCAUUAUUAUUUAACCCACCCUGUCUGUCACCUGUGUGUUUUAUAAAGGAGAGAAGCAAUAGGAACUUGUCCCAGAACGCUGAUUAAACCAGGUAGGAAAUGAGAUUGCAUUUAAAAGCAGGUAGCAAUACUGAUGCCACUUUAAAUUAAGCUUUAAUUCUGUGGGCAGCAGCUGGUAGCCACACUUUCAGUAUUCACUGCUGUAGGGUGCAGGCAGAAAAUGAAGAGGAAUGGAUGAUAACAGAACAAAAUUGUCUCAAUAUAGUUUCUCUAAAACUCCGAAUAAUUCUAACACAGCUCAGCCUAUACUCAUUGCUCUUCUUCUGAAGAGGAAGAUGCCUGCUCUGAUUCACUGCUUAAUCAAGCAGCAGAAGGCUCUCUAGCGUCUUGUGGCUUCUUAAUUCCUUUUUGCAUGUCUAUCUAAUGUAUAGCCUUAAAAUCACAAUAUAUUUUUAAAAGAUAUCCGUGUCUGUGAGUUACUGUAUGUAAUCACACUUACUAUUUGUAACUACGCGUCUAUGGCUGCACCAUGGAGGCGCAUAGAAUUAAACAGCAGCUCUGACACACACACACACACACUCAAGACGCAAAAUCCGAGCAGCAGAAUGAAGUGCUGCUCUUGCUUUUACUCCAGAACAGAGAAAAUUUUAAGCUAAUGUAUAUUUGGGUUUUGAAUAAGCUUCCGCCCGUGGCCGUCAGUCUUGAUUUAGACUAAAUGAAUCCCGGUAGAGUUGUAAAAAAUAAAAAUGCCCCAAUCAUGCGCCUCAGACGCAUGGAAAGGCGUGCCUCAGAAUGCGCUUAAAUUUAAGUCUGUGCAGCGGUGAAGGACACAGUUCGCUUUGGAUUUACACCUAGCGAGUUCCUCCAGAACACAAGCUGAUGACGAUUUGGAUAUGAUUUUAUUUCGCUGACAUUCUCAUAUUCACACAGCGACAUUUUUUGCUGAUUUGAGUCGUAUUUGCACCUGGAGGACGGAGGAAUUGUGCCACAUUGGAGCUUUCCGGUGCGCGUCAGCGGGCGACACAAAAGACUACCCACACGCAAGGUUCAGCCGUUUCCUGAAUACCCAUCCUCACGUGGCAUAAAUGAGAUAUUAACAGCUGGUGAAUUUAUAACCUGUUCUCACAGAUCCUAAUAAACCCAGAAACGUGUUUUGUGGAGUCUGUGGCCCUGAGGCGCGCACAAAUCCCUCUGAUGUGGAUCUGUCACACUUUGUCAGUCUUUUAAAUGGCUAAAGCCGGAAAUCUUCUUCCGACUGGACUCUAUUUGAGGAGUUAAAACUUUUCCUGUUUGUGUCUCGAACGACGCUUCCCACUUCUACACCAAUUAUGACCGAAAACAAUGAGAUGGAGUGCGACUCGGAGCUCCAGCGCUCUCCAAGCAAUAUGCCCAUCCAACCAGUGACUUCCAAGCUCCAGAGACUAAAACGCUCAUUGUCCUUCAAGACCAUGAUGCGCAGUAAGAGCGUGGAGAACUUCUUCCAAAGGUCCUACAGCGAUGCCCGCCUGCCCCAGGAUUUCAUCACUGACCCGCCGCCUCCGUCCCCCCCUCUGAUGCCUGGCUCCCCACUUGUUGGUGACCGGUCACCAUCAAUUUCACCAUCUCGCAGUCCCAACCCCUCCAUCUCCUCCCACUCGCCCUCACUCAGCCUUUCUCCAUCACUCCCCGCCAAGCCUCCCCGACCCCAGAUUACCCACUGUUUCCAGGACCACAUCUUUCGAAAGCCCACCAACUGCCAGCAUUGCAAGCACAUGAUAGUAGGAAACUCCAAACAAGCUCUACGGUGUAAAACGUGCAAGAUGGCUGCUCACCUGUGGUGCACCUCAGAACUAUCGCAGCAGCCGUGUCAUGGGAAGUCGGGAGCAUUCAAGCGAAACUUCAGCUCGCCGAUGCUCGUCAAUGACCAGUUGGCUGUCGUCAAGGAAGUUCAGCCAAGCCAAGAGGCACCGCGGAUGCGAGUAGACCCUGUGUAUGCCGCCUUGCGCUACGGGACGUCCUUGGCACAGAUGAGUCGCUCCAGUUUUGGCAGUUUGUCAGAAUCACCAACGCGCAGCUUGGGGGAGGGAGGAGAGGAGAGGCAACAGAGACAGUCCAGCAUGGAGGAAGAAUUUACUCAGGAGACAGGGGAUGAUCCUAUCCCCGAGCCAGAGAUCGAAAAGGAGGUAGACGAGAGCAGCGAACAAACUCAGACUGCAGAGGAGAAGGUGCCCAAGCGCAUUGAAGUCCACUCUAUCCACACCUAUGUAGCGCUCUACAAGUUUCUGCCUCAGGAACCAAAUGACCUGGAACUACAUCCUGGUGAUCGGGUGCAGGUCACUGACGACUCUAAUGAGGAGUGGUGGAAGGGUAAAUGUGGGGACAAAGUUGGUUUUUUUCCUGCCAACUUUGUGCAAAGGGUCCGACCCGGAGAGAGAGUUUGGCGGGUUAUUCAGGGCAAUCCCGGCAACCGAGAGAGAGGACACAUGGCUGUGAGGGAAUCCCAGAUUUGUGUGGGGAAACGAGAAGAGGGUGAGGUGUUUCUAAAGCUGAGCAGUGGAAAGAAGAAAGGGCUGGUCCCAGCUGAUUCCAUAGAGGAGAUUUGAACCUUUGUGCACAGACCACCAUCUUUCCACAUCUACGUUCCCCAGGGAUGCACCCAUUUUAAAACUACCCCUCUUCUGCCUCAUUCCCCUGGCUAAACAACUGCUCCAGCUUCUCCAACUGGUCAGCCAAACACAGAAAAACUAAAAACAUAAUACACACUUCUGCAAGGAUCUGGAACCACAGCCCCUCAUAAACACAUGGUUUCCAGCUCAGCUGGUUGAUUGUAAGCCUUUAAUGGAGGGGGCAGUUAUGCAAUUGCCCUGCUCUAGUUCUCUUGUAGGUUUAUCUUUUCAAAGCCAAUAAAUCGAUGUUUAGUAGACAAGGGUGGUCAAAAAUGCUUUAAAAUGUCUGCUGGAUGCCAGCUCAGAUUUAGUUUUUCCUCAUCAAAAAGACGUCUACCAGCGUGGGAGGAGGCUGAAUCCUGUCAUGGGAACAUGAUGCUUCUAUCAGUGUCCUUUUCUUGUUUCUACCCACUCCGUGUGUCUCAUUCCUAUCUGCUAAUUUCAGGGUCUCUGCCCUGGGGACUGAUAUCAGCUUCGUGUAGACUGCUACAACAAUAGGCACUUGCCAAGAACAACCACUGCCAGCUAUGGAAAGCUACUGCCAUUUAGACAGACGGCAGGAUAAGAUGAAAGGAAUACACCAGAUCUGAAAAUUGUCUGUAGUUUCUGGCUGAGUUACGACUGCACUCAAUGAUUUGACAGUGCAAAAAGAAGAGGUUUUUCACACAAAAAUCAAAAACUGAUUCUUUUCAUUAUGAAAUGACAAUUAAAGUAUGCUAUAAAAAUUGUCCAGCAUCUUUUAAUUUCUGGUAUGAAAGUCUGUCAAACCCUGUGAACAUCACUAUCUACCCAAAGACUCAGAGUUUACCUUUUCGACUAUCUUUAAAACAAAAACAUGAACUCCCAGGAAUUGCCUGAAAAUUGUUCCUUUCUUUUAAGUAAAAUUUUAUAGAUUAUUAUGUCUGUCCACUUUUGAGACACAGCUGUGUUUGUCUACCGUCCUUAUUCUGUUGUGUUACUAUUUUACAAACAGAUGAGGUAAAAGAAAUCAAAGCUAAAAGGGAGGCAAAUCUCUUUAGGAAGACUAAGGGGGUUGUUUGGGAGCUUGUCGUGAGCACUGAGGAAGAAAAAUGUCAACAUCUACCAAGUUUAGAAGUUACAAGUGGCAGAAGGUGUUCUGCUGUUUUUCGCAUGAAAGACCUCGGUGGGCAUAAACCUGCCGGUUUCUGCAGGGACCUGCUGAAGAGCCUCAGUGGGAUGUUGCAAGCGUUGCCCAGAAUUUUAACAUGUUCACUAGAGCUUGAAACAAGAGGAAAAAAACUGUAGGCAGUCUGCCUGAAAAACAACAGCACAAUGGGGUUCCUUCUGACCAUGACAAGGAGUUUCACUGACAGCUUAGAGGGACACAGGAAAACAGGAGGAGUAGGAGGCUGUGCAGUGAAAGGGAUGACACGAGUGCUGAACCGUUAUGAGUCAGUGUACAUGCAGGUAGUGUUGUACCCAUGGGUGCACGAGUCAUCAUUGAUCAAAUGUCAGCCUGUCAUCUCCAUCUUCCACUCCCCAUUUGGCCUCCUUUGUCCUUAUAUUAUUGAUGUGACUGGUCAGUUCUGACGUAAAGUCAAGCCAUUUUUUAAUACCAGUACAUUUUGGAUUGCUUAGAGUUCUACGCACUAAGUUAUUAUUUAUUUAAAAUCUUCUUCUUUUUUUAAAAAGUCCUUGUCCCUGAGUUUGCGUGUGGAAAAUCAGGAAUGUGAAAGAAAUCUAGAACUCAAGGACAGAUUGCAUCAUUUGAAUAAUAAAUUAAAACGCAUUUUAGUUCACCCAUCCUUUUCAGAGCACAAGGAUCUAGCUGAUUCCUUUUAGUCUGCAUUUUUUGUGGAAGCCUUUAGAAGCUGUGAUUUUUUCCUUUAAAAGCUUCUCUUGUCAUCACGGGAGUAGCACUUUAUUUUGAGUCAUUUGAAUAAGCUGUAAUUUUGUAGAUGUGUCUCCUUGAUAGUAAUACUGUAGAUGUUGUAUUUAAAAAUACUUCAACUGCAACUUCAAUUCACCAUCAAGUACUUCAGCUGGUGGACUUACGGUUUGUCUUUGUUGGCAGAGAGACAGCAGCAUAAACAAUACCACACUCCUGAAAACAUAUUCCAGGGGGAAUAUGUUGUCACAGCAUAACUGGAAGUUUGAUUUUACUCAUCUAAAAAUGUGCUAUCAUGAAUUGUGUCUAAUUUCACGUAGCAUCUACUGUUUACACCUUAAAGACUUCAAAAUGUUAAGUAUGUGUUUGGAUGUUUCCCAGAUUCGUUGGUUGGCCGCGUACCUCAAUAAAACAUCUUUACAAAACCUGGUCUGCCUGUUUUAUGCAUGAAGUCUGUAACAUGCUUUGCACAGUGAAAUAUUAAGGAUAUUCCACAGGAGUUGACAGCUGAUCAUUUACACGUCCACAUGACAAAUGCAUGUAGCUUUUGCUGUUUUUCUAUAUCUCUAUUCAGUCUUUUUUAGCUUAGAGAGAGCACAGAACUCCUAAACGAGGCCACUUUAAUGACAAGUUUCAUUGGCAUCCAUGCAUAAUGCACCAUCCUGCAGCCACAAAUACACUGCUGUGCAAAGAGGAAUGCCGAAAUGAUGCUCCAAACAACCGCAAUAUAAAUAGCACAUAACGGCACUGCUGGAGGAAGUGGAACUCAGCCUUGUUUAUUCAAUCACAGACAACUGCAUAAAUCAGAGGGCAAAUGAUGGCAUUUCUUGCAGAUAAAUCAAGGAAAAUGAUGCAGGUUUUUAACUUUUUCUGAUUUGGUGUUAUUUAGAGGGAAAAAAUUUAGUUUCUCAUUAAUCACACACUCACUCACUUGUGAAAUUUGUUUGUCUGCAUAGCAAGUUCAAACAGUUUCGGUGCUAGCUGAGCAACAUUUGGGUUCAUUUUAGUGUGUCACAGCAUAAUGCAGGAUUCAUACUGUUUUUU